AUGGGCGUUGAGAGCAAUAAGGAGAAUGAGGUAGGCCGUGGUGCCGCUGUCUGUGACAGUGUUGUACACUUUCCUGUCGGAGACUCCGUUUCGUCUACGCUCUGAGUUAUCUUAACUUAUUCAAUCGUUGGAUCGGUUCUACGAAAGCCUGCUGCCAGUUUUCAUCCCCCCUCCCACUUUUGUUAAUCAUUUAUAUUUUCUUUAGGUCCAGAACACUGACCAUUCAGUCCCACUAAAGAACCCGAUUACCGAUGAGCCGCUCCUGGUUCCAAACCCCAGGCGGUUCGUGAUCAUGCCCAUACAAUAUCAUGACAUCUGGCAGUUCUACAAGAAAGCAGUGGCUUCUUUUUGGACCGUCGAAGAAGUUGACUUGGCGAAGGACUUGGGUGAUUGGGAAUCUUUAAAGGAUGGCGAGAAGCACUUCAUCUCAUACGUUCUUGCAUUUUUUGCCGCAAGCGACGGGAUAGUCAACGAGAACCUUGUGGAACGUUUCAGUCAAGAAGUACAAGUCCCGGAAGCUCGUUGCUUCUAUGGAUUCCAAAUUGCAAUCGAAAAUAUUCACUCGGAGAUGUAUUCUCUCCUCAUCGACACGUACAUCAAGGAUCCUAUCGAACGGUACUUCCUCUAACUCUUAUUUUAUUUUUAGCGACUUUCUCUUUAACGCAGUACAAACCCUUCCAUGUGUGAAAAAGAAGGCUGACUGGGCACUCAAGUGGAUUGGUGACUCAAAAUCCACGUUUCCAGAGCGCCUGGUAGCCUUUGCAGCCGUAGAGGGGGUUUUCUUUUCUGGGUCGUUUGCGUCCAUCUUCUGGCUGAAGAAGCGUGGGCUUAUGCCAGGGUUGACAUUCAGCAAUGAACUAAUAAGCCGUGAUGAGGGACUUCACACUGACUUUGCUUGUCUUCUGUUCCGACACAUCAGAAACAAACCCUCUAAGGAGCGCGUAGAAGCGAUUAUGCGGGAAGCUGUUGAUAUCGAAGUGGAAUUUCUGACUGACGCUCUUCCUGUGGACUUGAUCGGCAUGAACUGCCGUCUGAUGGCCCAGUACAUCCGUUAUGUUGCCGAUCGUCUCCUAACUGAGUUGGGCUUUGAAAAGGUGAGCUUCGGUCAACGCCGACUGUGCCUUUCUCAUUGGACUGCCUAUUAACCUGACUUGUUUUUCUCUCCAGAUUUAUCGUGCAGCGAAUCCAUUCGACUUCAUGGAAAACAUAUCUCUAGAAGGGAAGACGAACUUCUUUGAGAAACGUGUUGGCGAAUACCAGCGGGCCGCAGUUAUGUCACGCGCCCGGGGCGAAGACACUCAUACUUUUACCACAGAUGAAGAUUUCUAA
Molecule: messenger RNA, 1329 nt
Organism: Spirometra erinaceieuropaei
Lineage: Eukaryota; Metazoa; Platyhelminthes; Cestoda; Diphyllobothriidea; Diphyllobothriidae
Source: the annotation of a GenBank genome assembly